Molecule: messenger RNA, 2005 nt
Organism: Biomphalaria glabrata
Lineage: Eukaryota; Metazoa; Mollusca; Gastropoda; Planorbidae
Product: A disintegrin and metalloproteinase with thrombospondin motifs like
Exons: 11
Coding region: 371-1603 (410 amino acids)
Molecular function (GO): metallopeptidase activity
Source: RefSeq, a predicted model, not a curated record
AGAGUCAUUUAAAUUCAGUUCAGUACAUUUAACAUUAAUAACGAAACAAUAUCGCAUCCAUUCUUUUCAUUACAGCUAUAACCUCUUUACAGCGGAUGGUAACAAUAAUAAACAAGAUACCUUAGGGAUUGCUUUUGGUGAAACAAUGUGCCGAACAAACGGGAAGAGCUCUUCUGUGAUAGAAGAUCGCCAAGAAGAUCGCUAUUCUAUCUCUACUUCUCAAACGGUAGCACAUGAACUGGCACAUGGGCCUUGCAUCUAAGAAAGUUGCAGAAGAAAGUAUGGAAAAGGCUGCAAGGGAAGUGAAAGAAAAGGUUGGAAUCAGCAACGAAGAAGGCAUCACAGACUGCGGUGUGAGCGUUGAUGGGACAUGGCAGCGCCGAGGGCACUCGAGCCAUCAUGGCGUUGUUACAGCCAUAUCAAUAGAAACAGCCUCUCAGCCCGUCACGACGGAGAAAACAAUCCCUGCAACGCUUCAGAGAGAUACAUUAUGGGUUCUCCUGAUGCGGAAAAAAAGCCUGGGACAGAGUAUAAUCCAUGGCUGUUCUCUCCCUGCAGUGUCAGUUACUUUACCAGCUUUUUGAAGGAAAAGUUGAGCUCCAGUCGAGGUUACACUUGUCUUGUCUACGCUGUCGAAGCAUCAGCAGACAUUCCAGAUGUAUCUGAUAAACUAUUGGGUCAGGUGAUCAAACCUGAUCAACAGUGUCAACAGUUUUUUGGAAAUGAUUCCUUCUUUUGCAGGGCUUCCGAAUCUAGACGCUCUAUCACUGAAAUCUGCCAAGCAAUGUUAUGUGCAGAUGUUUUAAGAGGGUUAUGUAUCCCGCAUAUAGCACUCACUGGAACAUCUUGUGGCGAUGGAAAGGUCUGCAUAAAUGGACAAUGUGUCAGCGACCCUUACGCUCCUCAACUUGAUGGCUGUGAAUACGGAGAUAGAAUCAUCGAUUGUACAAAAGAUCACUGCUUGAAUUCUCAAGUGGAUUGCUGCGGCACGUGUAACUAUGGCACCCCCUUUUCCCCAACGUACAGCACCAGAAGAAGCACACCUAAAAGAUCCACGACAGUAAAUCCCCUUGUGCUAUUCACUUCAAUUAAAGAUUGUAAACCAGGAGAUCAAGACUUGAGACCAGAACUGUGCACUAACUUUAGCGUCUGCCUAAUACAGCCAACACAGUGCUGUCACUACUGCUCGUCAUAUUACACGUCUGCAACUACAAGUACCACGACAACGAGACCAUUGAUACCAUCCACUUCACCCAAAACUAAAUGUGAACCAGGAGAUCUAGACUUGAGGCCAGAACUGUGCACUAACACUAGUGUCUGCCAGACAAAGUCAUCACUAUGCUGUCACUAUUGCUCGUUACAUUACAAUUCUGCAACUACAAGUACCACACAAUUAACGUCCCCCAACGAGUGUGUACUAGGAGAACCAGAUUUAAGUCCACAGCUGUGUACUAGCCGUAGUAUCUGCCAGACACAGCCAUUGAUGUGCUGUAAAUAUUGUUCUUCCCGAGACAAUUCUGCAAGCCAUCUCUCUUUAUACACUAUUUGGAUAUAUUGUUUUUGUAUUGCAUUCUUUCUUUAUAUUAAAACAAAUGUCUAUUAGGUAGAUAAAGUACAAAUGUCUACUAAGUAGAUAAAGUACAAAUGUCUAUUAGGUAGCUAAAGUACAAAUGACUCUUAGGUAGAUAAAGUACUUACCCUUGUUCGGAAUUUUUUUUUUAGUUUUUGUCUAUUUCUUAUCUUUAUACCAUUUUAAGCAUUUACACAAGGAAAUCAAUUAUAAUGAAGCAAUCUAUCAAUCAUAAUGAAGCAAUCGUUGGUGUACUGUGCAUGAAAUAAUAGACCUCUAAAACAUGUAACCAGGGCCGGCCUUAGAUAAUGAGCCUCCUUGUCCUUAUCAUUAUGAGGAACAUUUUGUACAUCCUCUUAUAAUUCUGGAUCUAGAGAUAAAUUAUGUUGCUUGUUUUUAUUUCUUUUAUUAAACAGUUUCAAGUUCUUUAUAUAA